AUGCCGGGCACUAAGCGAAAGCACUCCGAUGAUGACGGCCUGUCGGUUGACGACUUCGUGGGAACUGCAGAGACAACCAUUAUCACAACCAAUCCCGAUGCUUGUGCCGCUGUCGUUCGUGCCUUUGCUGGCGCCGAGAGUUUCUCGAUCUAUUCGAAUGUUUUCGAAGCAUCAUUGACCACUUCCGGCAGUCACGAUGUCGUUUCCAAGGGCUGGGAUAUGAUCAAGCUCACUACAAAGAAGGAGGAGUCUGAGGACACUGGUGGAGAGGACAGUGACACCUCAGAGUCUUGA
This is a messenger RNA of Pestalotiopsis fici W106-1, 294 nucleotides long. RefSeq lists its product as uncharacterized. Lineage: Eukaryota; Fungi; Ascomycota; Sordariomycetes; Amphisphaeriales; Sporocadaceae. The transcript is spliced from 2 exons. The record is from RefSeq and is a predicted model, not a curated record. The coding region runs from base 1 to 294 and encodes 97 amino acids.